GGCGAUGCAGUGGUUGAUGCUGGAACGGAAAUCUAGCGGUACUUUAUAGAAGCCAGUUACGGCAUCUCACCUGUAAGGGACCUUAUACUGCGUGUAUGUCCGACGGAAACGUGGGACCAUGGGCAACACCGAGAGCAUGGUGGUGCAGAAACGGCUGUCCCGAUUCCGCACCGAGGACCGGCCUAUGGUCGAGGGAGUCUUCGAGCGACUCCAAUGCAGCGGUGUCUCUGCAGGUGUCCGGGCCAAAGCACCGCCGGGGAAGCUUCUGACACUGGAAGUGUUAAAGUCAUCUAUGGAGAACAUCGCCUCAGACUCCAUGAUAAGGAGAGUUUACCAGGGUAUGUGUAGUGUGGACCCUGGAACGGCACCAGUGAAGACCGGCACUGCUGCUGGUUGUGGUGUGAAUCGAGAGCAACUUGUCAUCUUCCUAGCAGAUGCCCUGCGAGGCACCGCAGAAGAAAGGGCACCCCUUGUCAUGGCUAUGUCCCAGCAGGGGGCAGCAGGGUCAAAGGUUGUCACAUGUGACCAAGUGACAGAAUGCUUACAGGACCUGAUCUCUUCUGUAGUACAGAUUCUGGUCCACAGGGGGCGCCUGCAGGGUUGGAAGCCAGAAAGGAUGGGUGAUGGUUCCUUGAGUGUCAAACUCCUGGCUGAGCAGAUGUGCUCUGAACUCAAACCCUCGGAUCAAGGGAGUUGUGAUGUUGGCUGUCUGGAGGACUGGCUCUUCCGUGUGUCUCAGAUAGCUGUGUACCUGGAAAUACUGGUAGCAGAGGGCCUGAAUGUGGCUCUGACCUCCAGGCCAUCUCUUACCCUGCUGCCCACAUGCAGGGAGACCCCCUGGAAAGAACUGAGGUGUUUAUUAGACCUGCCAACCCUCAUGUUCCUGGCACCACAGUUGCCAGACAGCUUCCGUGCCCCCUGGACACUUCUGUUUUCCACAAGAUUGCAUGGAGAAAGCUUCACUCGGAUGGUGGCUAGCCUUACAAAGCGUGGACCCACCCUGCUGCUUAUCAGAGACACCAAGCAGCAUGUCUUUGGGGGCUUCGCUUCCCACACCUGGGAGAUCAAACCACAAUUUCAAGGAGACUCCAGAUGCUUCCUGUUCACUGUGUUCCCCAGGCUGUGUGUGUACACCUCUACAGGAUAUAACCAACACUUCAUGUACCUCAAUCAGAAUCAGCAGACCAUGCCUAAUGGCCUGGGUAUGGGCGGACAGCAUGGUUAUUUUGGCUUGUGGCUGGAUAGUGACUUUGGCCAUGGCCACAGCCGAGCACGACCCAAAUGCACCACCUAUGGCAGUCCUCAACUCUCUGGAGAGGAGGACUUCACUCUGGACUCCAUGGAAGUGUGGGGAGUUGGCAAACCCCCUGAACCAGAGGAGGUUGAGGGGGCGGCGAAUAAGAGGAGUAUCCUGGAUGCGGAUCUAGAGGUCCAGGCUAUGAUGGAGAUGACGGGGAAGACUCUUCACAGCCAGGGACUCAGAGAACCAGAGGAAGACCAGGAGGAAGCAUGAGGAAUUCAGAUUUGGCCUGAACCUGAUCUUUCACAACUACUUCGGCACAUUAAGAGUUUCCUAUUUCCAUUGUUGGUCAUUUGGAAAAGGGUGAUCAAUAAGGUCAAGCGUUUUAAAGACUGAGGGAUCAAGAUAAUUUGCUUAACGACUAGUUUUUAACUAUUGUAAGGCAAUGGAAUAAAGAUUAUUUCACUGCUGUUUUUUUAAGACAAUUAAGUACACAUAUGAUCAAAUGAGCCUGUUUUUAACAUACAGUCGCAGGAAAGUUGCUCUCAUGUUUUAUUAAACCUGUAAGGGUGCUGCUAAAGGACUAGUUAACGUUUUAGCCUAUAGUGAAGGUAUGUACAUGAAUGUAUGACCUGAAAAGUGUCACUGAGUUAAGCACACUUUCUGAGAUGUUUCCGCAAACGCCACUCCCCCUAACCCCCUAUUUAUUUACACUUAAUGAUAGGAUAUGUAUAAGAUGUGUGGUUUGACAGUUAUACAAUCUACCCGAGAUACAGACCUGUUUCACUUCUGCAGCCAGGGGCUUCCUAACAGAACUGCAUCGGGAAUACUCUCUCCUAUUGUAUGUAGUAUUUUAAACAACUGGAUAAAAGGUGAUACAAAGCAAAUUUUUGAGAUUUGUCUAAUGGAAGC
Molecule: messenger RNA, 2152 nt
Organism: Lampris incognitus (smalleye Pacific opah)
Lineage: Eukaryota; Metazoa; Chordata; Actinopteri; Lampriformes; Lampridae
Gene: meak7
Product: MTOR associated protein, eak-7 homolog
Exons: 9
Coding region: 119-1513 (464 amino acids)
Biological process (GO): TOR signaling
Source: RefSeq, a predicted model, not a curated record